Molecule: messenger RNA, 1011 nt
Organism: Diaporthe amygdali
Lineage: Eukaryota; Fungi; Ascomycota; Sordariomycetes; Diaporthales; Diaporthaceae
Product: mino-acid transporter arg-13
Exons: 2
Coding region: 1-1011 (336 amino acids)
Biological process (GO): mitochondrial L-ornithine transmembrane transport
Molecular function (GO): L-ornithine transmembrane transporter activity
Source: RefSeq, a predicted model, not a curated record
AUGACCUCGACUCAAGUGGCUAUUGACACGCCUCGGCCGGCCUCCAUUCCCUCGCCCUUGGACGUCAAGACACGAACGGCGGCAAUGGAGUCCAUCGAGGACAUCUUAUACGGAUCGGUCGCCGGCAUUGUUGGCAAAUACAUCGAGUACCCAUUCGACACGGUCAAGGUCCGGCUACAGUCGCAGCCAGACCACCUUCCUCUACGCUACAAGGGUCCUCUGGACUGCUUCCGCCAGUCCAUCAAGGCAGAUGGCGUUCUCGGGCUGUACCGCGGUAUCAGUGCGCCCCUCGUGGGCGCAGCGGCCGAGAACAGCAGCUUGUUCUUCUUUGAACGGAUAGGGAGGGAGACCCUGUUCAAGACCGGGUUCUGCCCCCGCGACGAGCCUAUGCCCUUGCCGGCGCUGUUUCUCACCGGCGCCUUCUCGGGGAUCUUCACAUCAUUUGUCCUGACGCCCAUUGAACUCGUCAAAUGCAAAAUUCAAGUGCCGGAACAUGAGGCCGGUGCGGUCAGAAGGGCGCCUCUCAAACCGCUGAGCGUUGUCAAGGAGAUCUUCCGACACGACGGAUUCCUCGGUUUCUGGCACGGUCAGAUGGGGACGCUUAUCCGAGAGGCGGGAGGCUGUGCGGCAUGGUUUGGCUCUAAGGAGACCACUUCCAAGUUCUUCAUGAACCAGAAUUUGAAGAAGGCCAAAACGCAGGCACAGAGAGAUGAGAUGCUGGCCAACCCCUUGCCAUUGUGGCAGCAGGCACUGGCGGGCGCCUCUGCUGGCGUGGCCUACAACUUCCUGUUCUUCCCCGCAGACACGAUCAAGUCACGCAUGCAGACAAGCCCCACUGACGGGUCGACCUUGAGAAGGUCGUUCUGGGCGGAGGCGGUUGCACUGUGGCAGCAGGCGGGGCUGAGGGGUUGUUAUAGAGGGUGCGGCAUCACAUGCUUACGGUCAGCACCGAGCUCGGCGUUCAUUUUCAUGGUCUUUGAUGGGUUGAAGAAGUACGUGCCGCUUUCAUGA